Molecule: messenger RNA, 1496 nt
Organism: Salmo salar (Atlantic salmon)
Lineage: Eukaryota; Metazoa; Chordata; Actinopteri; Salmoniformes; Salmonidae
Product: cellular retinoic acid-binding protein 2
Molecular function (GO): lipid binding
Source: RefSeq, a predicted model, not a curated record
UAGUUUUCCAUUCCAUCCAUUCAUAGCGCAACCGCUCAUAACAUGCACUGACGCAUAAACGAGAUAGGGACCAGCGAGAGAGAGACAGAGAGAGAGACAGAGAGAGAGGGUUGGAUUAGGGCACUGACAGCCACCUCAGUCAAACAGUUGAGAGACACACGGUCACAACCUGCUGAGGGGGCAAAACUAACGGGGCCGGAAAGUCUAAAUCCAAUCCAGAUCACAUCUUAACCGGUUAGGGUGAGAGGACCACCGACCACCUCGAGCCCCCGCAUUGAUUGAAAAGAGGGCAGAGUUGGAGAGUAAAACAAUCCUUUUUGAAAAAGAAGUCAAACUGAUCUAUCCAGCCACCCUAUACUCUGAACCAUGGAGCGCAAAAUCCCUGACUUCGCUGGUACCUGGAAGAUGAAGAGCUCAGAGAACUUCGAGGAGCUUCUCAAAGCGCUGGGUGUGAACGUGAUGCUGCGUAAGAUAGCGGUGGCAGCAGCCUCCAAGCCGUCGGUGGAGAUCACCCAGGAGGGAGAGACUCUGUCCAUACGAACCUUCACCUCCGUCAGAACCACCCACGUCACCUUCACCGUGGGAGAGUCCUUCAACGAGGCCACGGUCGACGGACGCCCCUGCACGAGUCUUCCAAAGUGGGAGACAGACAGUAAGAUCAGCUGUGAGCAGACUCUGCAGAAAGGGGAGGGACCUAAGACCGCCUGGACCCGAGAGAUAACCAAUGACGGCGAGCUCAUCCUGACCAUGAGUGCGGACGAUGUGGUGUGCACCAGAGUCUACGUACGAGAGUGAAAGAGAAGACAACUCUUCAUCCUUCCAUCUCACUCACUCACUCACUCACUCACUCACUCACUCACUCACUCACUCACUCACUCACUCACUCACUCACUCACUCACUCACUCCACAAACCCCCGGCCAGAAUGGGCAGGGUGAAAGCAGCUUGUAGAAUCUAGUUUAACUCCAAAACCAUGGGUUUGAACCCAGUCUAGUUGACCUAUAUCUAUUAAAGUCAGUCUUGCCAAUGUUCUGUCCACUUACUCAGUGAGGUUGUAAACCUGAAAGUGUGUAUUUUUCUGAGUCUUUGUACGUGCAAGGUUGUUGAUCCAUGUGUGUGUGUGUGUGUGUGUGUGUGUGUGUGUGUGUGUGUGUGUGUGUGUGUGUGUGUGUGUGUGUGUGUGUGUGUGUGUGUGUGUGUGUGUGUGUACGUGCUAGUCAGUGGAGUAGGUCUAAGUGUGUGUGUCAGUGUCUGACUAUAUUUAUAGUUAUGUAAACCUAUCUAUGAGCUCUUCCAGUUAUAAGGUCAGUUACUUUGUGUCCGUUCUCUCUCUACUUCUCUCUUCCCUCUUAUCUCUAUGUCGAUAAAGUUGUAUAUUUAUUACACUAGAUCUGAUACCGUGUUGCUAUGGUUUUUACUUUGUCUCUUUUAUAUCAAAUCUGAUCAUAGGAAAUUAUGCUUUCUAUGGGAAGACAAUAAAACACGAUGUUGACUCCA